Messenger RNA from Cynara cardunculus var. scolymus (artichoke), 1039 nucleotides. RefSeq names its product caffeoyl-CoA O-methyltransferase. Lineage: Eukaryota; Viridiplantae; Streptophyta; Magnoliopsida; Asterales; Asteraceae. The transcript has 3 exons. The record is from RefSeq and is a predicted model, not a curated record. Bases 79 to 813 code for a protein of 244 amino acids. Gene Ontology annotation, molecular function: S-adenosylmethionine-dependent methyltransferase activity; O-methyltransferase activity.
AUUUCCACUACUCACCAUAUAUAUAUAUAUAUAUAUAUAUAUAAAACCAAUCAAGGUUUCAAACACAUCAUUGCAUUAAUGGCGGCCACCGGAGAAACUCAACCCGCAAAACACCAAGAAGUCGGCCACAAGAGUCUCCUUCAAAGUGACGCACUCUACCAGUACAUUCUUGAAACCAGUGUUUACCCAAGAGAACCACAAUCCAUGAAAGAGCUUCGUGAAGUCACUGCUAAACACCCUUGGAACCUCAUGACAACAUCUGCUGACGAAGGACAAUUCUUGAAUAUGCUUUUGAAACUCAUAAAUGCUAAGAACACAAUGGAGAUCGGUGUUUACACCGGUUAUUCUCUUCUUUCUACUGCCCUUGCUCUCCCCGACGAUGGAAAGAUAUUGGCUUUGGACAUAAAUCGUGAAAAUUAUGAAAUUGGACUUCCGAUUAUUGAGAAAGCCGGUGUUGCUCACAAGAUCGACUUUAAAGAAGGCCCCGCUCUUCCUCUACUUGACCAAAUGGUCAACGAUGUAAAAUUCCAUGGAUCGUUUGAUUUUAUUUUUGUGGAUGCCGAUAAAGACAACUACCUUAACUACCACAAGAGAUUAAUUGAUCUUGUCAAAAUCGGGGGAGUUAUCGGCUACGAUAACACUCUUUGGAACGGAUCUCUAGUGGCCCCACCAGAUGCACCACUCAGGAAGUAUGUUAGGUAUUACAGAGACUUCGUGUUGGAGCUUAACAAAGCCUUGGCAGUUGAUCCGAGGGUGGAAAUUUGUCAACUUCCCGUGGGUGAUGGAAUCACAUUGUGUCGUCGUAUUAGUUGAUAAAACUGGACCAACUAAAAUAGAUGGUCAUAAGAUCGACAUCACAAAAAUUCUUUGACGUUUUAUAUGUUCUGGUAAAAAUUGUAAACAGUCGCAUCAAAAUAUGUAAUUUAACGAUUUCCAUUGUAAUUUUUUUCUUUUCUAUUAUCGUUUUCGAUGUUAUGCAAAGAUUCUGUUUUCAUUUGAUACAACAUGAAGUUAUGUACGAAAUCAAGUUUACCUUAUU